AAAAUGUACUUCCAAAUGAUUUUGUGAGGAAUUUGAAAAACAGUUAAACAAUUCCAUAACAUUUAUAACUUCACUAUCUGUUUUAAAUUGACCAUUAUUGCCAUUCCGAAGGCUGUAUUUCAAUAUAGUUUCUAGUUUGAACGGGAAAGUCCAGAUUGAGCAGUGGUGCCAAACGAUGUGUCAUAAUUGUUCAAAUUUCUGUAAGAUUAAUUCACAUGGUAACAAUAUUAGUGAGUUUUAAAUGUGUUAAAAUUCUUCGUUGAUUAUAAUUUUGAAUUAAUGAAUAAUACUUUGUUAUGCAACCUGAAAGCGCUUUUCUUUAUAUCAAAAUGUACAGCCUGUGUAACGUGGUAUUCUUGUUCUGAAGACAGCUGUUCUAUCUGGAAAUUUAAAAUAAUCACAUAUGAGCUCUAUGAUGUCAAGUGACGAAUAUCAAAUCACAUCUGAGAUUCACCAAGAAAUUAACAGAGACAGCACAGAGAAGCCCAGUUUAGCAACAGAAAAUGUGGUUUCAAGAUUUCCAUUCAAAUACGCACUCAACAUUGAGUCUUCGGAAUGUGGUACAAAUUGUGGGGUGAUGAUGGAUGAAGAUGGCGAUCUAAUCGUAUGCAGGAAACCUGUUUUGAUGCAGAAAGAAGGGAUUAUUGCAAUUGAGCACAGUUAUUCUACAACACUGGACCUUGUGGGCCGUCAGAUUUGGCGUGGUGCAUUACUUUUGGGAGACUUUCUACUUCAUUAUGGGUCUUCACUUCUGCAAGAUCACACCGUCCUAGAGCUGGGAUCUGGUGUUGGGUUUACUAGUAUUGUUGCAGCCAUGUUUGCAUCAGAAGUAAUAUGCACAGACAUUGAUGUGGGAGGAAUCCUGGAACUCAUCAGAGCGAAUGCAGCCAGAAAUUACAAGCUUCUGAAGGCUAAUUUCACUGUUCUUGGCCUUGAUUUCUAUGCACAUGGCUGGUGCCCUAAUGUUGAAGCAAAACUAACAAAUGUUACAGUGGUUCUUGUUGCUGAUGUGAUUUAUGACAACGAUGUGACAGAAGCAUUUGUGAACACCUUGCAGAGAAUUUUGAGAACUCCUCCAGACAAGACAGUAUACAUUGCAUUGGAGAAAAGGUAUGUAUUCACAGUUGCUGACUUUGAUUCCGUAGCACCAUGCUAUGAGUAUUUCCUGCAGUGUCUGCAGAAAGCUCAGGCAAAACCUCUGGAUUCGCAGUGGGAAGUGGAGCAAGUGCCAAUUGAUUUUCCUCAAUAUUUCAACUAUGAACGUGUCAAAGAGCUGGUCCUUUGGCGUAUAAUAUCAAAAUGUUAGGCCUUCAAUUUUUGUAGUUUACCUUAUUACAAGAUAUAUGUAGUAUGAUAUUGUCAUGUAGUAUGUGUGUGACUGUAGAUGGGGUUUGGAUUGGUGACUUUAUUGACCAUGUAUACACUUGCGACUCGUGACUACACUUUACAGAUCACUGAUAAAGACCAGGGUCCUCAAUCUAUUAGUCUCCAUUAGCCUGUUCCUGGCAACAGAUUUUAACACAGGAACUAUAACAGACUUACUGAAUUACACACUCCAAAUAUCCCAUGAAGUCUUCUCACAGCUGGACUUUCAACUGAGCGUUCUUGCAACUAACUUGUGGCCAUUUCAUGCCAACCUCCUAGUCUUCUCUUCACUGCCUGACUAUCAACUGACUAAGCUCUAAACCUCAUCUUGCUUAUAACCUUCCAGCACGGACAAUUUAGAAAACACAGCCUCUAUUGCUGUACCAUUGUUGCGUUCGUGUCCGUUGCACGGGGAUGCAUUUGCAGAACUGUUGCCUUGAAACGUCUCUGGUAUAUUUGUUUAUCCUGUGGUUGUUGCAUAGUAAUGGUUUACACUCUACAAUAUAAAAUCUUUAUAUGCCUUUCACCGUUAUGUGCACAGAUUUUCCACUGUGCAGUUUGUUUACAAAGAUUAACCAUGACAAUGGAGCUUUAAUUACAUUGAAUGUCUUAUUGGGCAUUGAUUAAGUACAGUAUUUGAAUCUGAAUCAUUUACAGUGAAAGGCUUAUUGGCUGUUAGUAUUAGAUAAUAUUUAUAGAUAGAGAACCAUUAUUUUUGGAAGUAUUUACAAUUGAUUUGUCAAAGGGUGAAAUGUGUAAUUGGUAUACCUUGGAACUAACACAUUUUCUGCCAGUCUUUCAUAAUUCCAACUGCAGUACAUGACUUAAAGGAGGGGUUAGGCAGAUACUUUCUGUGGCUCAAUGCUAUUGCUGUCUUUAGAAUUGGUCAUUGUUAAUGUUAUAUUCGACCAUUAACAGUAUUUACAAUGGUGAAAGUGUUUCUGGGAUGUUUCAUUGUGUAUGUGUAUUUUUUUAGUGACAAAUUUUAAGUUAUUAGAGUUUCUCUUCUUUCAUGAGUAAAUAAUAUUAAGCUCCCUAAGAACUUCAAAUGUGUGCGAGAAAAUUACUAAUUCUCUUAUGCAGCUUGGAUGCUUCAGUGGUUAAUAACAGCAGAAAUGUGUGACAGCAUAUGGAUGUUAUAUAAAUGGAACAGUGUUGUAUUUUAGCGUCCUGUUGCACUGAUUCUCGUCCAUGAUAUGUAUGUAUUGGCCGUCUUGUAGUGCACUC
Messenger RNA from Cryptotermes secundus, 2592 nucleotides. Its product is annotated as methyltransferase-like protein 22. The transcript is spliced from 7 exons. Gene Ontology annotation, cellular component: nucleus. The coding region runs from base 404 to 1306 and encodes 300 amino acids. Lineage: Eukaryota; Metazoa; Arthropoda; Insecta; Blattodea; Kalotermitidae. Gene Ontology annotation, biological process: protein methylation. The record is from RefSeq and is a predicted model, not a curated record. Gene Ontology annotation, molecular function: protein methyltransferase activity.